GCAACGCCCCCGGCAUUUAUCUUCUUCCCUUCUUCGCUUCUUCUCUGAGAAGCCAUGAAGUUUUUUCCUUUCAAAAGAAUCCUUUCAGUUCCUCUCUUUCUUCUCCUGCUUCUAAUCGCUCUUCUUCUCGUUUUCUCUUAUUCUUCUCCGAAUUGGGGGCAUGGGUGUUGGAAAGCUCCUUUCCGGCCGACGGAUUUCCUUCCGCUGCUUCCGAGGAUCGUCUCGUGGCCGAUCCUUCGGUCGCUUCGCAGCGCCGUAGACCUCCUCCCGACAUUCGUCGGCGCCGCCUCCUCCACCAACCACGACCUCGAGUGGAAGGGCGCCUGCUUCUAUGAGAACCAAGCCUGGCUGGAGUUCCACAACAAGAGCGGCACCCCGUUCGGCGGCGGUACUCUCCACAUCAAGACCAGCAAUGCACAUAGUUGGACAUGUAUGGAUCUUUACAUCUUUGCAACUCCAUUCCAAGUAACCUGGGAUUACUAUUUUUUGUCUCGAGAGCAUACUCUGGAUUUUGAUGAGUGGGAGGGAGAAGCUGAAUAUGAAUAUGUGAAAGAAAAUGGAGUAUCGAUCUUCCUUAUGCAAUCAGGGAUGAUUGGAACCCUUCGAGCUCUGUGGGAUGUUUUUCCUCUGUUUACAAAUACUGGAUGGGGUGAAAACUCGAACCUUGCUUUUCUAAAGAAUCAUAUGGGGGCAACAUUUGAGGAGCGUCCACAACCGUGGGUCUCAACUAUUAACCCCGAUGAUGUUCACUCUGGAGAUCUUUUAGUUUUAUCAAAAAUUCGGGGGCGCUGGGGUGGUUUUGAGACUUUAGAGAAAUGGGUGACUGGAGCUUAUGCUGGUCAUAGUGCAGUUUUCUUAAAGGAUUCUGAAGGAAAGCUUUUUGUUGGAGAGUCUGGCCAUGAAAAUGAGAAGGGAGAAGAUGUUAUUGUUGUUAUGCCAUGGGAGGAGUGGUGGGACUAUGAGCAAACCAAAGAUGAUGCAAAUCCCCAUAUUGCAUAUCUUCCCCUGCAUCCAGAUGUUCGAGCCAAAUUUAAUUCUACUGCAGCUUGGGAGUAUGCAGAAAGCAUGAUAGGAAAGCCUUACGGUUAUCACAAUAUGAUUUUCAGCUGGAUAGAUACUAUAAGUGGGAAUUACCCAUCACCCUUGGAUUCACAUCUGGUUGCUUCUGCUAUGACCAUGUGGAAUAAACUCCAGCCAGCAUAUGCUGCUAACUUGUGGAAUGAAGCCCUGAACAAACGACUUGGCACAGAGGGUCUUGAUCUGCCUGCAAUUAUGGUUGAAGCAGAGAAGCUUGGGAUUUCUUUUGACAAAUUGCUGACAGUUCCUGAACAUGAUAAUUGGGUCUACUCUGAUGGGAAGUCAGCCUCUUGUAUUGUUUUUAUUCUUGCAAUGUACAAGGACGCUGGGCUGUUUGAUCCAAUUGCCAGCAACAUACAAGUCACUGAGUUCACUAUAAAAGAUGCCUACACCCUCAACUUCUUUGAGAGCAACUCAAGCCGCCUGCCAGAGUGGUGCAACAAAGAUGACAACGUGAAGCUUCCUUUCUGUCAAAUUAUGGGCCGGUAUCGAAUGGAAUUGCCUGAAUUCAACACUAUACAGCCAUACCCUCACAUGAAUGAGAGAUGCCCAUCCCUACCACCAGACUAUGCCAGGUCCAGUUAUUGCUGAGAAACUGUUCUCGGUUUCACGAGUAUUUAGUUCCUAUAUGCUGCUGCUUUGUAUCAAUUCUUUCAAGCUACUGCCUUGUGUAAAUAAGUGGGUAGGAAGGGUACUAGUUCAUGUAAUUUGGUGCAAGGGUUGUAUACUAAAAGCCUAGCCGCUGGUGGGGGCUGUGGUGUGGAACUUCUGGUAGAGGAGCGGUGGAAUGACUGUUCAUAUGUAGUGUAGGUAAUAGCAAUAAUGCUAAUUCCUGGUUCUAAGACUGACAUGAGAAGUUUUCAUGGGGAUCCCUUGCCAAUUACAUGGUGGUCCUUCAUCUAGUUUAAAAAGUUUCCAUGCACCGAAUUUAUGUA
Molecule: messenger RNA, 2012 nt
Organism: Phoenix dactylifera (date palm)
Lineage: Eukaryota; Viridiplantae; Streptophyta; Magnoliopsida; Arecales; Arecaceae
Product: inositol-1,4,5-trisphosphate 5-phosphatase
Source: RefSeq, a predicted model, not a curated record